AUGGCCGCCGCCGGGAAAGAACGAAAGAAAGUUGCGGUACUCCUUGAGAAAGAAGCGGAGAUACAGAAGCUAUGGGAAGAAAAUCAUGCGUUUGAGAAGGAUGCCGACGACAAAGAUUCGCCAAAGUAUUUAACAACCUUUCCAUAUCCGUAUAUGAAUGGACGCCUUCAUCUUGGCCAUACAUUCACUGUUUCCAAAUGCGAGUUUGCUGUGGGAUAUCAGCGAUUAAUUGGGAAGAGAUGCUUAUUUCCUUUUGGAUUCCAUUGCACAGGAAUGCCUAUCAAAGCUUGUGCUGAUAAGCUGAAGCGUGAGAUGCAAGACUUUGGAUACCCUCCACAAUUUCCGCUUGACGAGGAAGAAGCUCCAAUAGAACAAACAUCCUCCCUCGAUGAAAUUACCAAGGAUAAGAGCAAAGGAAAGAAGAGUAAACUUGUGGCGAAGACUGGCUCAUCCAAGUACCAAUGGCAGAUAAUGCAAUCUUUGGGUUUGGCUGACGAAGAGAUCAAGAAAUUCGCAGACACUGACUACUGGCUAGACUACUUCCCUCCAUAUUGUAUUUCGGACCUGAAGCGAAUGGGUCUUAAAGUUGACUGGCGACGUUCUUUCAUAACAACAGACGUGAAUCCAUACUAUGAUUCCUUCGUUCAAUGGCAGUUUCGUAAAUUGCGUGCUGCGAAUAAAAUCGACUUCGGCAAAAGAUACACCAUAUAUUCUCCGAAGGAUGGACAGCCGUGCAUGGAUCACGACCGCUCUAGUGGUGAAGGUGUGGGUCCACAAGAGUACACCCUAGUCCAGCUUAAGAUCUUGGAACCUAAACCAGCUGUGAUCGCUCAUAUAACACUGCCAGUAUAUUUGGUUGCCGCUACUUUAAGACCAGAAACCAUGUACGGGCAGACUAAUUGUUAUCUUCACCCAGAUAUCCAGUACUCUGUUUUUUAUGCUGGCGAACACGAAGACAUGGUAUUUGUGGCAACUGCUCGAUCAGCAAGAAAUAUGUCUUAUCAAGGGCUUACGGCUGAAAAUGGUGUGGUGCGAUACGUUGACGGGCUAGAGAAGGUCCCGGGAAGUAAGCUGCUUGGUGCUGCACUUUCGGCUCCUCUUACAUCCUAUUCAAAAAUCUACGCUCUUCCCAUGCUGACAAUCAAGGAUGACAAGGGCACCGGAGUAGUGACAUCGGUGCCGUCGGACUCUCCAGAUGAUUUUGCGGCCUUGUCGGACCUGAAAAAGAAAAAACCACUGCGUGAGAAGUACGGGAUAACGGAUGAGAUGGUGCUCCCCUUCGACCCUGUACCAAUCAUCGAAAUUGAAGGACUCGGUAAUCUUGCAGCUGUUGAAAUGUGCCAUCGUCUGAAGAUCGAGUCUCAGAAUGAGAAAGAUAAAUUAGAGGAAGCGAAAAAGGAAGUGUAUCUCAAGGGAUUCUAUGAUGGCGUAAUGUUAGUUGGAAAGUAUGCUUCCCAAAAGACGGCAGAUGUGAAGAAGCUGAUCCAAACAGAUCUGAUCGCGGAAGGACUUGCAAAAAAAUAUGUGGAACCUGAGAAGAAAGUGAUCAGUCGAAGUGGAGAUGAAUGUGUGGUGGCUCUUUGUGACCAAUGGUAUCUCAAUUACGGAGAUCCACAAUGGAAAUCCGAAACGAGAAAGGCACUCGCACAGCUGAACACAUACAGUGAUGAGGUUCGCCGCAAUUUUGAGGCAACUAUUGAUUGGCUACACGAACAUGCCUGUUCAAGGAGCUAUGGCCUCGGAACAAAACUUCCAUGGGAUCCCCAGUAUCUAAUAGAGUCUCUAUCUGAUUCUACUAUUUAUAAUGCCUACUAUACCGUUGCUCAUCUCCUACAACAAGGAUCGCUUGAAGGUAGCGUCGUGGGACCAGCAGGAAUAAGACCCGACCAAAUGACUGACGCAGUAUGGGAUUACAUCUUCUUAGGAUACGUCUACGAUUCUGCGACAAUGCCCGUGCCCGAAGAGAAACUUGCUGCCCUCCGUAAAGAGUUCAUGUAUUGGUAUCCCAUUGAUAUGCGGGUCUCUGGAAAAGAUCUUGUGCAAAACCAUCUCACUUACCUGUUGUAUAAUCAUGUUGCGAUAUGGCCUGAUCAACCAGAACUUUGGCCAAAAAGUAUCAGAGCAAAUGGCCAUCUUUUACUGAAUAAUGAGAAGAUGUCGAAGAACACUGGUAAUUUUAUGACACUUGUCGAAGGUAUAGAGACAUUCUCUGCAGAUGGAAUGCGCCUCUCACUUGCCGACGCCGGAGAUGCCGUAGAAGAUGCUAACUUUGUGUUCAGUAUGGCUGACGCUGCCAUUCUUCGACUGUACAAUUUGAUCGAAUGGGUGAAGGAAAUGGUUGCGCUACGGGAACAGAAUGGUCUACGUAAAGAUGACUGCAGGAGUUUCGCUGAUAGGGUGUUUGCCAAUGAAAUGAACAAAAAUAUACGAAUAUGUGCACAACAGUACGAGGCGACUCUAUUCAAGGAAGCUCUGAAAUAUGGAUUCUUCGAAUAUCAAGCUUUACGUGACAUGUAUCGUGAGCUAUGUGGAGGACAAGAUGCAGCAAUGAAUGAAGCGUUGGUUUUCCGUUUUAUCGAAACUCAAGCUCUGAUACUUUCACCCAUAUGCCCGCAUAUUGGAGAGCACAUUUGGCAGAUUUUGAAAAAGGAUGAACUCAUUGUGAACUCUAAGUGGCCGGAAACUGCUGAAGUGGACGAGACGCUUUGCAAGGCAGCUGAAUUCAUGCGAGAUGUCAUGGCUGAUUUCCGUGCGCGCAUCAAGAAUUCAAUGAGCUCGAAAAAGAAGAAUGCGUUCACAGCUCCACCAUCGGAGGCCGUUAUCUACGUUGCGAAGGAGUUCCCUACGUGGCAGAAAACAGUGUUACAGUUACUUGAAAAACAAGCUAAGGAAAACAACGGAGUGCUCCCAGACAACAAGACCAUCUCGCAACUCUUGGGCAAAGAGGAGUCGUUGAAGAAGUUCGCAAAGAAGACCAUGCCAUUUGUACAAAUGGUAAAGGAACAAUACGAGCAAAAGGGAGUGGUUGCUCUGGCAUCUGCUUGCGCUUUUGACCAGGCCGCAAUACUGCUUGAAAAUCGCGAGUACAUUGAAAAUUCGUUGGAGCUUGACAGGUUCUUCAUCAAAUAUACUGAUGAGCCCGAUGUGGAAUCAGUGAUCGCCGAGACUGUCGUUCCAGGGGCACCGUUGAUGCACUUCUUACCACCCAAGGUAAGCAACUUACAGAAACUCAAUUCGUUCUUCUUUUCUUUUCUCUUUUGUUGUCUGUUGUCGUGA
Haemonchus placei is the source of this 3276-nucleotide messenger RNA. Lineage: Eukaryota; Metazoa; Nematoda; Chromadorea; Rhabditida; Trichostrongylidae. The record is from the annotation of a GenBank genome assembly.